UCUUGUGAUGCUAUGACGUCAGAGAAUCAUAGGACUUGUCGCCUUGUUUUAUUUCGACUAUACAUAUACUGAUGUCACACUGUCUCAUUUCUAUAUAUAUAUUGAUGUCACACUGUCUUCGUUCUCUAUAGAUUAAUGUGAUACUGUCUACCAUAACCCAUUGCUGUCUCCUGGUCUCUUACAAACACAGGCUUCCUGUGGCCCCGGCCUUGGGUCAUUCUAUUUUCUUAUCUACUCAACAGAACAGCUGCAAGUCAGCAAUCUAUAGUAAUAUCCUAGGGAAGUUUCGACAUCAGAUACACUCAACAUUGCUUCUCUCAUCAUCGGACACAUUGACUGACACUUUUUCAUUACUGGCAGACACUCACGUCCAUUCAUCUCUCUGGGACCAACUUCUCUGAAGACAUUCAACAUGUCUGUCCCGUCAGCACCCAACCAACCCGCUGGGUUUAUACCAACAUAUACAGGACCACCACCUAGCUAUCAAGAGUCAGAACAUUUUAAAAGUAACACUGGUUACACUGGAAACUAUGGUUCUAUGAACCAACAACCAAUGCCUACCUAUUAUCCCCCACAUCAACACACAACUGUUACAGUUCAGCCUCCUCCACAAGUAGUUGUAGUCGGAGGUUGUCCAGCUUGCAGGGUUGGCAUUCUUGAAGAUGAUUUCACAUGUCUCGGAGUGCUGUGUGCUCUGUUAUUUUUCCCAGUAGGAAUUCUUUGCUGUUUAGCCAUGCGACAACGGAGAUGUCCCAAUUGUGGUGCCAUCUUUGGUUAACUUAAUAUCAUGGUUACUUUUUACAAUGGACUAAACUGUUUUGAAUUUGAAGCUGACUCAUAUUUGUAAAAAUUAACAUUGUUUCUGAAUGUGUGUGUGUAUGGAUAUAUGCACACACAUCCAGAUACAUGCGCACAACUUAAAUAUAUAUAUAAAUAUUAGUAUAUAUAUAUGUAUAUAUAUAUAUAUAAUAUAAUAUACAUGUGAAUAUGUGAUUUACACGUGUGUGGAUACAUGACAUACAUGUGUGUGGAUACAUGACAUACACGUGUGUGGAUACACGACAUACACGUGUGUGGAUACACGACAUACACGUGUGUGGAUACACGACAUACACGUGUGUGGAUACACGACAUACACGUGUGUGGAUACACGACAUACACGUGUGUGGAUACACGACAUACACGUGUGUGGAUACACGACAUACACGUGUGUGGAUACAUGAUGUGUGUAUGAUAUGUAUUGUAUAUUAUGUGUGUGUAUCGUGUAUAUAUGUAUGUGUGUAAUGUGUGUCUAUGAUAUAUGUAUGUGUGUGUCUAUGAUAUAUGUAUGUGUGUG
Molecule: messenger RNA, 1336 nt
Organism: Octopus sinensis (East Asian common octopus)
Lineage: Eukaryota; Metazoa; Mollusca; Cephalopoda; Octopoda; Octopodidae
Product: brain protein I3
Exons: 4
Coding region: 413-778 (121 amino acids)
Source: RefSeq, a predicted model, not a curated record